Messenger RNA from Lycium ferocissimum, 2674 nucleotides. RefSeq lists its product as uncharacterized. Bases 1239 to 2510 code for a protein of 423 amino acids. Lineage: Eukaryota; Viridiplantae; Streptophyta; Magnoliopsida; Solanales; Solanaceae. The transcript is spliced from 2 exons. The record is from RefSeq and is a predicted model, not a curated record.
CAUCAAAUGAUAUUUGGCAAAGAUUACAUGACAACAGACUCUAGCAAGUCCAGAAACAAUUAUCACAUCAGUAGCAAAAGACCCACUAUUCCAAAACAAUAAAAUCUGAAAACAUUUAAUUUUUUGGCAAUUAAAAGAUUUUAUUAAUUACCUGUGAGAAUUACAAAACCAGGGGAGACUAAUCCAGAUCUGCCCCUCUCAGAAUAACACAGAAACAUCACCUACCAGUGUCUACUCUAUACCACCUCAUUCUAGACACAACUCCUACUACAAAGAACUAACAUACUCAUACAGGACUCUAUUGUUUCUAACUCUAAUAAUAAUACAUAGAGCAAUCCUCAGUGAGUGCACUAGAUCCUCUGCAAUCCUGCAUUUGUGCUGAAAUACUCUUCCAUUUCUUUCAAUCCACACAUCAUAUACCAUAGCCGCAAACCCAGCUUUAAGAAGCUUGCAUCUUGCACUCUAUCCUUUGUUCCUUUCUAGCAAUAUAGUCCAUGCUAUGCAUAAGGGGCUGUCCUCCAAAGCUUCUUUUGUCUCCUAUCAAUUCUCUGUGUUUGCCAAAUAUGGAGUAGCUCUCUAAAAUUAGAUGGCAUUACCGAUUGAACUUCAAAAAUGCAUAAAAAUAUAGAUCAAAUCUGCCAAGAAAAGCUACAAUGAAGUAGAGCAAGUGAUCCGUCGAUUCCCUAGCAUUCUCACAUAAAAAGCACCUGCUGCAAAGAUGAACUCCUUUCUUCUGCAGCCUAUCCUGCGUUAAACAUGCUCCGGGAGCAGCAAGCCAGCCAAAACAGGCCACUUUGUGAUGGAAGAAAAAAGUGUGGAUGCAGCAGCAAUGGAUCACAUAUCCAAAUUGCCAGAACCAAUUCUGCAGAAAAUCAUGUCUUUCCUUCUUGUUAAAUAUGUUGCACAAAUGAGUACAUUAUCCAAGACUUUGUAUGGUGCUUCGAGUUCCCUCUCAUACUUAGAUUUUGGUGAUGAAUUUCUCAAUCAUAAAUAUUUCCGCCCUAUACCAAAAUUAGACAUACCAAAGUUUGUGAAUAUUGUGGAUCAAAUUCUAGUAAAUCGGCAGAAGAAGAAGAUUCUAUACAGAAAUUCCGGCUAAAGUUCCCACGUUAUCAUCUAAGCUGGAGCUCUUAUAUGCAUAAUUGGAUAAAGACACUCGUCGCGUGUAAUAUCAAAGAGUUGAUUUUCAUGUAGAGUACUCACCUCGUGAUGAUAAUUACUUCCCUUUGCCCGAAAUAAUGUUUGCUGCUCAAGAACUAAAUGUUCUUGAUUUACGCGAACUUAAGCUGGAAUUGCCCCAUGAUGGCAUAAAGUUUUCAUCUUUGCGAAAGUUGAAGCUCUCUCGCAUGUUUUUGGACGAGCACUUUAUUCGAGCUUUAUGUGCUAGCUGCAUUUGUUUAGAGGAACUAACUUUACAUCAAUGUCGGGGUCUUGCCAGUUUUCAAAUUACUGGACCCAAACUGAGGAGUGUUUGGUUGAAUCAGUUUUUUCAUGAAAUCAAGACGUUAGAUACCGUAGCACCUAAUCUUGAAAAUCUUCACAUCGCGGGCAAUAGUCGGGACCUGCUAGAAGCAAUUAAAAUAUCUGCUUGCAAAGCCUUGAAAAGUUUGCACCUCAAUUGUGUGGGUGUUACUGACGAACAAGACAUUUUUUCAAGCCUAUCCAAUCUUGAAACCUUGCACUUAUUCCAUUGCAAUGCAUUGAAGACAAUGAAGAUGUCAAGUGACAGGCUCGAGUGUCUUGUAGUAAGGUGGUGCAGAAAUCUUAUUGAUGUUGAACUAGAUACUCCUAAUUUAACAAUUUUCUCAUAUACUACUCAUUAUGAUCCUCAAUUGCCAACACUCAAAUUGAAAGCUUCAAUGUUGCUAAAAGUUCAGCUCGGAUUGUACCCGGCACAGAGUACAUGGUUUGAUAGUCAUUGGUAUUCUAAGCUCUUGAAAUUUCUUGGCAACUUCAAUCAGUCGAAGGCUAUUGAUUUAUCGUGUGACAGUGAAAAGGUGAUAGUUAUACCCAAAGACAUGAGAAAAAACUUGGUUCCUCCCUUGUAUGGUACUGAUUCCUUGCAUAUAGAAUUUGUGUGUGUAAAAAAUCAAAAUUACUCAGUUGUGGACGUUCUUGAUAGUUUGCUUUGGAUUUUUCCUCAACUGAGUACCCUGUCUUUCUCCCGGUGUACAAAGUUGAGUACCCUGAAGUUUAUAUAUCAUGGCGAUGCAAUAGAUGAAGAUUAUGAGAAAAUUUGUUGUGCGUCUCUACUUCUGAAACGACGUUGGAGGCAUAAUAAGUUGAAGGAAGUCCAGAUGGAAAACUUUGAAGGUGCGGAGAAACGGAAGUUGAGAAAUUAUCUUUCACUUAUGAUAAUUUCUCGGAUUCUCCAACAACGCCGACAACGUAUCCGUGCCAGUUCCCCCAAAAAUACACAACACACGCACAUGGCGGUACUUUUGAGGAAUCCGAAUAAUAUAAGGUACAUCAGAGAUGAUUUGACGUUCCCCAACAACUGCAGCCUUUGAAUCUUGUGUUUUAUAGGACUUUUACUAUUACUAACAGUGGGGCCUACUCUUUCUUUUUCGGGUUAUAACAAUGUUGGGAUUUUUUCUGCAUCUUACUAUUGUUUAUACAUUUUCAUAAUGUAAUAGGCUCAUUACAUGAGUUGAUUUAUGAUGAGUAUUAGAUU